AUGACUUUCUGUAACUACAAGGGCCAGCAACUGAAGGUUGGACAGACAGUCCCCGCCGGAGAUAACUGUAACAGGUGUACAUGUAAACCUGAUGGAAGUGUCAGCUGUAGCCAGAGAACUUGCUUCUGUAUGUACAAGGGAGAUAAGAAACAGAUCGGAAGCACAUUCCCCGCCGGCGAUAACUGUAACAGAUGUACCUGCAGAAAGGACGGCAGUGUCAGCUGUAGUGAUAGAACUUGCUUCUGCAACUACAAGGGCAAGCAGAUCAAAAUCGGGCAGAGCUUUCCUAAGGGGGAUGAUUGUAACACAUGUUCCUGUGCUGAAAACGGAAGAAUCACCUGCUCAAACAAAAAUUGCUUUUGUACCUACAUGGACAGGAGGAUUCGUGUUGGGGACAACUUCCCUAAAGGCGACGACUGCAAUACCUGUUCCUGUAACACCAAUCUCCAAGUGACUUGCUCUGAUAAGAUCUGCUCAUGCGAUUUCAAGGGACGAAAGUACUCUAUCGGACAGACCUUCCCAAAAGGUGACCGAUGUAACACUUGCUCUUGCGUUAAAGGAGGGAGAGUUAGAUGCUCCGAGAAAACAUGCUUCUGUGAUUACAAUGGUAAACAAUACAAAGUUGGAGAAAACUUCCCUAAGGGAGAUGGCUGCAACAACUGUUCCUGCGCUCCUAAUGGUAGAGUCAACUGUGGGGAAAAAUACUGCAGAAAAGUAUGUACCUACGAAGGAAAGACCUACAAUGUGGGACAGAAGUUCCCUGCUGGAGAUGACUGUAACACUUGUACCUGUAAAUCUGGAGGACGCGUGUCUUGUUCAAAGAAAACCUGCUUCUGUGACUACAACGGACAAAAAUACAAGGUUGGACAGAAGUUCCCCGCUGACGAUGGCUGUAACCAGUGUUCAUGUGGAUCUAACGGCCGUGUGUGGUGCUCCAAGAAGACCUGUAUCACAACCUGUAAAUAUAACGGCCAGAAAUACAAGGUAGGCCAGAAAUUCCCUAAAGGAGACGGAUGUAACACCUGUCGCUGUAAGUCUAACGGAAGUGUGUCCUGCACCAGCAAGUACUGUCCUCCUCCAAGUUACAAAUAG
Magallana angulata is the source of this 1092-nucleotide messenger RNA. Its product is annotated as kielin/chordin-like protein. The transcript is spliced from 10 exons. Lineage: Eukaryota; Metazoa; Mollusca; Bivalvia; Ostreida; Ostreidae. Gene Ontology annotation, molecular function: protein binding; peptidase inhibitor activity. The coding region runs from base 1 to 1092 and encodes 363 amino acids. The record is from RefSeq and is a predicted model, not a curated record.